UUGCAUGUGUGAACGAGAGCUUUCGUCCACGAAACACAAGUACGAAUCACAUUUAAAUUCUUCUCUGUUAAUAAAAAGAAUAUUAUUCACUAUUAAUUCAUUUAAAAUGUAUAAUAUCAACAUAAUUAAAAUUAAAAUUAAAUAUAAUAUAAAAUUGUUAUGAAUUGUUUGAAAUCAAAAUUUUAUAACAAUUCGUAAAUAAUAAAUAAAAUAAAUAAAAAAUUUACUGAAAAUUAAAAUAAUUUGAUAAAAAUAAUUUGAUAAAAAUACAUAUGAAAAAAUAUUAUCUUAAAUAGUAAUUUAUGAAAUAUAAAAUUUAAUCAUUAAAAUUAUAGUUUAUAUUUAUAUUGUUAAAUAGGCUUUAUUUAAAUUUAAAAUUAAUCUUUAUUUUAAAAAAUUGUUAUUAAAAUAAAGAUUAAUUUUAAAUCAAAUUAUCUUAAUUUGAUUCUUUUUAUUAAAAGUUUUUAAAUUUAAAAUCGCAUAAAUCGAUCUGCGUAAUCGAUCAAGUCAUUCAGUUAUUUUCAAGUCAUUCUACGCAUGCGUCAAAAUUAUAUAGAAAAAACCAUUAACCACGAGGCUGAAAUUAAAGACAUAUAAAACACAAGUUAUACAAAUUUAAGUAAAAAUUAAAAUACAAAAAUGUAUUUAAUGUAUUAUUUAAAUGAAGAUGGAAAUCGAGUAUACACAUUAAAGAAAAUUGAUCCAAAUGGAAAACCGACAUUAUCAGCUCAUCCAGCUCGAUUUUCUCCAGAAGAUAAAUACUCAAGAGAAAGAAUAACAUUAAAAAGAAGAUUUGGUUUGUUACUCACACAACAACCAGCACCUACUUAUUAAUAUUUAUACAUAAUUUUAUAUGUAAUCAUAUAUUUAUAUAUUAUAUGUAAAUGAUAUCAUAAUUAUAAAUAUUACAUAAAAGGUUUAACUUUUAUUUAUAACUUCUCUGUUUAAUAAUUUAAAUAUCAUUUUAUCUGUAUUUAAUAUAAAUUAUAUUUGAAAUGCAAUAAAUAUUUUAUAUGUAAUGAA
Apis cerana (Asiatic honeybee) is the source of this 1023-nucleotide messenger RNA. It is a transcript of the gene Nop10, whose product is annotated as Nop10 ribonucleoprotein. Gene Ontology annotation, biological process: ribosome biogenesis; rRNA pseudouridine synthesis; positive regulation of telomerase RNA localization to Cajal body. Lineage: Eukaryota; Metazoa; Arthropoda; Insecta; Hymenoptera; Apidae. Gene Ontology annotation, cellular component: box H/ACA snoRNP complex. The record is from RefSeq and is a predicted model, not a curated record. Gene Ontology annotation, molecular function: snoRNA binding; telomerase RNA binding.